Drosophila melanogaster (fruit fly) is the source of this 1949-nucleotide messenger RNA. RefSeq lists its product as uncharacterized. The transcript is spliced from 7 exons. Bases 81 to 1616 code for a protein of 511 amino acids. The record is from RefSeq and is marked reviewed. Lineage: Eukaryota; Metazoa; Arthropoda; Insecta; Diptera; Drosophilidae.
CACUGGCUGCAACAAUUAUCGAAGAAACGAUAGGUUGAAAUUAAUAACAAAAGAGUGCAAAAGGGAAAACGCAAAAAGUUAUGGGGAACCAAUUGGCUAUACAGAUGAAUAGCGAUGAAGACGACGAUUUUGAUUCUUCGGACAACGAGCUGGGCUUCAACGUGAUCAACUUUACGGUGAACGCCAUGGAUCUGCGCUCCGAUUAUUGCAGCAGCGAGAUGCCAGUUAUACGAGGCAAGCCCGAUCUAGUUAAAUUUCAGAAAACUGAUAUGUACAAGGAGAUCCAGGCGUCGAGUGGAUUAGUGAGCAAUCCGAACAAUCGCUGGAACCUGGUGCACGCCCUUCAGCAGCGUGAGAAUGGGUUGGCAUCGCCGCACAGCGCAUCGUUCUCCAAGAACCAGCAGCGCUACAUAUCCAAUCUUUACAUACCAAACAAAAAGGCCACACGCCUGAUGUCGCUGGAAUCCAAAAUAUUUGUGACCAAGUUCAAUCGUUCGGGCAGCAAGUUGCUGACCGCUUGUCAAGAUGGCUUUGUGCGCAUUUACGAUGGCGCCAAGGGCACUUAUCACCUGCUGAAUCGCAUCCGAGCCCGCGAUGUUGAGUGGAGCAUCAUCGAUGCGGAUUUUAGUCCGAAUGGCGAGCACUUCGCCUACAGCACCUGGUCCCGCUCAUUGUUCAUCAUGCCCGUGAAUGGGGGGGAAGACGACUGCCAGUGGAUCGAUGUCAAUGGACUGCCAAGCCAUAGGUUGGCCAUCUUCUCGCUGCGCUAUUCGCCAACAGGCGACAAAAUCAUCGGGGGCAGCAACAAUUCCACGGUCAUCGUGACCGACAUUCGCACAAGAAACACACAGAUCCUGCGCACCCACCGCAUGCCCGGCAAGGAUGUUAACUCGGUGUGCUUCCUACACGAUAAGGAUCCAAAUGUGAUAAUCGCCGGCUGUGACGACGGCCUGCUAAAGGUCUACGACCUGCGCACCACCUUCCGUUCACGGGACCUGUCCAAGUCUGUGGCAUCCUUCAUCGGCCACUACGAUGGCAUCACCUACAUCGAUUCGCGCAACGACGGCUACCACGUGCUGUCCAACUCCAAAGACCAAAGCAUCAAAAUCUGGGACAUAAGGCAGCCGAGCAAUAUGCGUAAUCGCAGUCGUUCUAGACAGCAAGUCGACCCCACCACAUGGGACUACCGAUGGAACCGCGUUCCGCGGGAAUUUUACAAUCCGCAUAAGCCACUGGAAGGAGACUCCAGCAUAAUGACCUACCGCGGUCACCGAGUUACCAAAACCCUGUUGCGGGCGAAGUUCUCACCCAUGGAGCAGACAGGGCAACGCUACAUUUACACAGGCUGUGCCACCGGACGUAUUAUAAUUUAUGAUGUACUUACUGGUAAGAUUCAAGAGGCUAUUGAAGGACAUAGGACUGUGAUAAGAGAUCUGGACUGGCAUCCGGAUCGCUCAGAAAUCGUGUCUGGCUCGUGGGACACCCAUGUUCACCUGAACAACUUCAGCCGCAGCAACGCCAAUCGUCCGGUAAAGCGAUCACAUAGCUCGGAUCAUGACAAAAAGCCCCUGAGAAGAUCACGACGUUUGGCGAAUCGAAAUGUUACACCGGACUAGUUGUAAGGUUUAGAGUAUAAGCUAGUAAGGUCCCCUUUGAUAUUACAUUUCGUUACAUUCAUUCAUAGUGGCUUGCCUAAGCGACGCACGAGAAUAUUCACCACAGUCGGGCCGGCUGGGAUAAUUGGUUCUAUUAAAUAAGACUGAAGAAUAUGUCACUCACUUGAAAUGUAUAGUUCAGUUUAAUUAGUUAGCGUGUUAUACAAAACAGUACAUUAAAAUGUAAACCAUGAAGCUUACCAACUACCUACUUAAGUUGUUUAUGUACAAAAACAAUCAUAAUAAGAAUCACGUUGAAAUAUAUUUCGUUUGCUCGAUCUAAAUUCCUUGAAA